Symbiodinium necroappetens is the source of this 1506-nucleotide messenger RNA. NCBI's taxonomy places the organism in Eukaryota, Dinophyceae, Suessiales, Symbiodiniaceae. The record is from the annotation of a GenBank genome assembly.
GUACGAUCUGAUGUUGUUGCUGAGUUCAUGGCGAACUACUAUAGCUUGGAGAAGUUCUCCUGGAAUGUGUGCGGCAAUGUUGAAGACGACGACAUGCAGGUUGUCCUUAUGAACAUGGGCCGUCUGGUGGACUUCAGCGCGCAGAAUUUUCAACCGAGCUUGAUGGGGGUGCCCUUCAUCGUCAACGAUGCUCUUUCGAAGACGCAGCCGCAUGUCGAAGCGCAGUUUGGCACGACCUCCAACUCCAAUUUUCCAAAGAUGACGUCUGAUGCCACGGCCCUGGAGGAGUCCUUAGCCGAACUUGGACGUGUUCUGGCCUACCCCGACUUCGUGGACCCAGUGCAUGAGGCCCUGAAGCUGAGCAACAAGGCGAGCCUCGUUGCCAUCCAACACUCAGUUGCCGCCUGGACGCGUGUGCGCAAAGAUAUCGAGGAAAGUGGAGCUCUUUCGUGUGACGACGGUGUUGCAGACUUGGGGAUGGUUGAUCAGGUCAUUCGUGAGCAAUGCGAGUCGAAGAACGACAUGCCGCUGCUGAGCAUUGAUCUCCAAGAAUCCUGUGGCACGGCCGCGAUGCUUCCGGUGGAGACUUUCAAAGAUAAAGUCCAGCUGUGCGCAGUCUGGGAGAAAGUGAGGGAAGGCAAUGUGCAUCUUAUAAGCGUUGAUGACGUGCAAGAGCUGUUCUAUGCCUUUGGCGUAUAUGGAACCCUCGACACACGCGAGCUUGUGAAGCUCUGCGUCAUAGACGGCCUUGGUUUAACAGCCCAAGAUGUGAAGGAGUGGAUCCAGGACUCCGAUGCGGAAGGGAUUGGGGAGGUCACCGUGGAAGACGUCCAUAGGGGGCUCACGCGCGGGAAUGUCGCAUUCACAUUGGUGAAGAAGACCUUGUUCGGCCAGGAGAAGGACCACAAGUCAACGGAGUGCUCCUUGACGGAGCUCCUGGAUUGGCUGAAGUUUGAGUAUGACAAGAAGAGCAAUCUUUGGUCUUUGCCAGAAACACUUCUUCUCUUCUUCGCCUUUGUGCUUGCUUCGGCGGUCCACCUCGGUGUGUUCGAGGCCUUCAGGAUUUCCCAGGUCUUCGAUCUUGGUUUGGGUUUUGGUGACUUUCUGGCUUACGACAUGGUCGACCGCGAGACAUUCUGGAUAUGGAUGGAGCGUGGCUUCCUGCGAAACAUCUUCAGGCACGACUUGUUCUCCUUCGUGCGUCAGUAUCAGUAUGGAGAGAACUAUGGGGAGGACCCUACAGUGGCUGCUCCUUUUCCUGGCCGCGUUUUCAGAGAGCAUCAGAUCAUCGGUGCAGUGCGAGCACGGAAGUGGGUGACUGACCCUCAGGAGUGCGCAAUCGGCGAUUCUUGGAAGGCGAUCUACCCAAGCUGUCAUCAGCAAGGUACCCCACGGCCAGAAGACUGGUACAUAUUCUACCAUCAGAAGAGAGAGGUGAUUGAGGAGCUCAGAGCAACAUCGCACCAGCGAACAGCGAGUUCUCAAACAAGCCUGCUCCGAACCUGA